UAAGGAGCAGAAAUGGAGGUGAGAAAAAUAUAGAAAGCUUCAAAGUUUUGUGCUUUUCUUCUCUAUGCAUGGCUACCUUCUUGAAAACAAGCAACAGAUCCUUAAUGGCUGCUAUCGUGCUACUUCUGGGACUCUUAGCGGCAAACCUUGGCACAACAGGUGGACAAUCGAUUGGCGUUUGUUAUGGAAUGCUGGGCAACAAUCUCCCAUCAGCUUCAGAAGUUACAUCUCUCUACAGAUCGAACAACAUCAAGCGAAUGAGAAUCUAUGAUCCGAAUGAAGCAGCUCUGCAAGCUCUUAAAGGCUCCAACAUUGAACUCAUGCUAGGCGUUCCAAACUCUGACCUUCAGAAACUCGCCUCCAACCCUUCCGACGCAAAUUCAUGGGUACAAAGAAACGUGCUGAGCUUCUGGCCUAGCGUCAGAUUUCGAUACAUUGCAGUUGGAAACGAAGUAAGUCCUGUCAAUGGAGGCACAGCUUCGCUGGCUCACUUUGUUCUCCCUGCCAUGCAAAACGUUUUCAACGCUAUCAGAUCCGCCGGCCUUCACGACCAUAUCAAGGUUUCAACUGCCAUUGACAUGACCCUGAUCGGAAACUCCUACCCGCCGUCGCAGGGAGCUUUCCGGGGAGAUGUCAGGGCAUAUUUAGACCCCAUCAUCGGCUUCCUUGUGUAUGCCAAGGCACCCUUGCUAGCCAACGUGUACACAUAUUUCAGCUACGCAGGGAAUCCGCGCGACAUAUCUCUUCCGUAUGCUCUGUUUACUUCCCCGUCGGUUGUUGUAUGGGAUGGUUCGCGGGGAUACCAAAACCUUUUUGAUGCCAUGAUGGAUGCGUUGUUCUCAGCUCUUGAGAGGGCCGGAGGGGCUUCUCUGGAGGUUGUUGUGUCAGAGAGUGGAUGGCCAUCGGCCGGCGGGUUUGCUACCUCCGUCGAUAACGCACGUUCUUAUUACUCCAAUUUGAUCCGGCAUGUCAAAGGGGGCACCCCCAAGAGGCCUGGCAGAGCUAUAGAGACUUACCUGUUUGCCAUGUUUGAUGAGAAUCAGAAACAGCCAGAGUUGGAGAAACACUUUGGAGUUUUCUCCCCAAAUAAACAGCCCAAAUACUCCCUCAAUUUCGGUGGAGAAAGAAUCUGGGAUGUCUCUGCUGAGUAUAAUGCAACAGUUUCUCUUAAGAGUGAUAUGUAAGACAGUAAGCAUGCAUAGGAGCUAGUCCUCUGUUUUUCUGUGUCUUCAUCUUAAUAAAAGAAAGAAUCCAUAGCUUGUGGUUUAA
Molecule: messenger RNA, 1269 nt
Organism: Alnus glutinosa
Lineage: Eukaryota; Viridiplantae; Streptophyta; Magnoliopsida; Fagales; Betulaceae
Product: glucan endo-1,3-beta-glucosidase, basic vacuolar isoform-like
Exons: 2
Coding region: 69-1184 (371 amino acids)
Biological process (GO): carbohydrate metabolic process
Cellular component (GO): plasma membrane
Molecular function (GO): hydrolase activity, hydrolyzing O-glycosyl compounds
Source: RefSeq, a predicted model, not a curated record